Oryza sativa Japonica Group (Japanese rice) is the source of this 1513-nucleotide messenger RNA. Lineage: Eukaryota; Viridiplantae; Streptophyta; Magnoliopsida; Poales; Poaceae. The record is from RefSeq and is a predicted model, not a curated record.
CGCCUCACACCCCCCACACACCGAGUCAUCGCUCGCCGGAGUUAGAGUUCGUAGCGGCGAAGGAUAUAGCCAUAUAUUAUAGAUGGCGAUUGGUGUUGGUGGCUGCUGCGCCGUGCUGCUCGCGGCGGCGCUGCUCUUCUCCUCUCCGGCCACCACAUAUGCUUAUGAUUCCCUGGAUCCAAACGGCAACAUCACGAUAAAAUGGGAUGUGAUGCAAUGGACUCCUGAUGGCUAUGCUGCCGUUGUCACACUGUCCAACUACCAGCAAUUCCGGCACAUCCAGCCACCGGGGUGGCAGCUGGGGUGGACAUGGCAGCAGAAGGAGGUGAUCUGGUCCAUGUACGGCGCGCAGGCCAUCGAGCAGGGCGACUGCUCCAUGUCCAAGGAGGGCAGCAAUGUCCCCCACAGCUGCAAGAAGCAUCCCACCGUCGUCGACCUCCUCCCGGGCGCCCCAAUCGACCUGCAGAUCGCCAACUGCUGCAAGGCUGGAUCACUGAGCGCAUUCAGCCAGGACCCGGCAAAUUCUGCCGCGUCGUUUCAGAUCAUUGUAGGCCAUUCUGGGAACAGCAAUGAGACUGUUAGGGUGCCGAAGAACUUCAGUCUUAUGGCGCCUGGUCCGGGGUAUACCUGUAGCCGUGCUAUGAUUGUGAAGCCUAGUAGGUUUUUAAGUCCGGAUGGGAGGAGGGCGACUCAAGUUCUGAUGACAUGGAAUGUGAUCUGCACAUACUCCCAAUUUCUUGCACAAAAGGUUCCAUCCUGCUGUGUUUCUCUCUCGUCGUUCGACAAUGACAAAACUGUUGACUGCCCAACAUGCUCUUGUGGCUGCCGAAAUGAAAAAUCUACUACAGGAAAAUGUGUAAAGAAGAAUGCACCUGAUUUGCAAUCCAUCAUUCACGGCCCUGGCAGAUGGACCUGGCAGCCUCUUCUCCAGUGCACUUCACACAUGUGCCCAGUGAAAAUUAACUGGCACUUGAUGCUCAAAGACAAGGAACACUACAGAGUGAAAAUCACUGUCACUAACUUGAACUACCGCAUGAAUUUCACCGAAUGGAACCUGGUUGUUCAGUAUCAUCCCAUCCUCGAUAUCACCCAGAUAUCUGGCUUCAAUUACAAGUCAAUCCAAGUCGGCAAAAUAAAUGAUACUACGAUGCUAUGGGGAGUAAAGCCCUACUAUGAUUUGCUCAUGCAAGCUGGUCCGCUUGGAAAUGUGCAAGGAGAACUGAUUGUGAGAAAGGAUUUCAGGGCUUCUUCCACUACUAACAAUAACAAGGGAAGGGCCUUCCCAGUCCGUGUGUACUUCAACGGUGAUAACUGUGUGAUGCCGCCUCCGGAUGCAUAUCCAGUUAGUAUUACGGCUUAGAGGCGAUCGUCAAGAUGAUUGUAUCGCAUUACUAUAUUUAUGGGGUCAUGAAUAAAGUGUAUUGUCUUGCCUAUUGAAGAUUAGAAGUAACUAUAAUUAAAUUGAAUCUCCAACUAGUAUUAAGAUUGUCAGAGGUCUGUUAUUUUGCUUGUA